AUGUUUUAUUCCCACUCGUUGUUGGCUAGGAAGACUCCUCUUGGAAUGGUGUGGAUUGCCUCCCACUCCCAGAAGAUGAAGAAGACUCAGAUAGACUGUGUCGACAUCCAGUCUUCUGCAGAUGAUAUUAUGUAUCCUCGAGCUCCAAUUGCUUUGAGACUGUCGGGACAUCUUUUGGUUGGCCUUGUCAAAAUAUACUCGCGGAAGGUGAAUUAUCUUUUCCAAGACUGUAACAGAAUGUUAACUAAUACAAGGGUGGUCGUUGCUUCGAUACACAUCAAUUUACCCACAAAUGCAGAUAAAGCGCCAUUUGAGUCUAUAACAUUACCUGAGACCUAUAACCUUGAUGCAUUGGAGUUAGAGGAAUCAAUCAAUCUUAUUGAUGAUCCAGACAAUCACCAAAAAGAUUAUGAGCAAAUAACUUUGGCAGCUUCAGCAGAGCAAGAUCAAUAUGUGGCUUUCUUCAUUGAUAAGGAUAUCAAUACAAAUUCAUCAAUACAACUACAAACUAGACAUGAUGCAGAGCCGAUGGAAGAAGAUGUGUUGCCGCCAUUAGAUGAUGAUUUGGAUGUCAGCCGAGCUUUAAAUUCUUCAUCUUUUGAAGGUCCUGGUUCAAAGAGUCAUGGCAAUGGUUCUUUUCAAACUUUUGAUGCCAACAACAAUAUUCAAAAUUUUCAAAAAAUUGAGGUUAUGCGUGACAAUAACUUAGAGCUUGAGAACCGAUUAGAGUUGGACAAUACUAGCAAUGAUGUUGAAUUAAAUGAUCAUUCUACAUCAGUAACAAAGAGAAAGCAUAGUUUUGAUCCAAUGCUUGAAGAUAUUUUGGUUUCUAGAGAGGAACCUUUGCCUUCAACAUUUCAUGUCACAUCACCCGUGACUACAUUUGAUUCCAACAUUGUAAACAUGGAUAUAUCUCCGGGUCAAGCCUUGCCUCACCUGGAGUUGGAGCUUCAACCUUCACCUCCUGUUAGAGAACGGAAACGAAAGAGAAGAAUGAAAGAGCAUUCAUAUGAUGAGAACAUUGUAUUGUCAAAUGUAGACAUGAAAAAACAACUUAAAGACACUACCGAUUUAAUUCGCAAGAGAAGGAAGGUUUCAGAUGACCGCCAAAAUGAGCAAGUAUUGCAUGAAACACUGCAAUUAGUGCGAUCUCGUAAGCUCCAAGAGCUUUGUUCUAGACUCUUUCUUUCUCAAAGCAACAAUUCGAGUCAUAUGGAAGCUUCAUCAGAGUUUGCAAAUGAAUUACCUCAUGUUGCCUCAGAGGAUCUGCAAAAAGAGCCUAAGCAACAAAAUAAUGAUAGGAAUACAGAACGAGAACAACAGGACAAGCUGAAUGCAGUACCUGAGAAUUCUCAAUUCGAUAUGCAUACUGAUAUCCAACCAAGAGAACAGGAUGAGUUGCAUCUAAUACCAAUACCUGAGAUUGCUCGAUUUGAUUUAGAUAUUACCUACAGUUGA
Zingiber officinale is the source of this 1458-nucleotide messenger RNA. Its product is annotated as sister chromatid cohesion 1 protein 3-like. Gene Ontology annotation, cellular component: cohesin complex; synaptonemal complex. The transcript has 10 exons. Gene Ontology annotation, molecular function: chromatin binding; protein binding. Gene Ontology annotation, biological process: synaptonemal complex assembly; mitotic sister chromatid cohesion; replication-born double-strand break repair via sister chromatid exchange. NCBI's taxonomy places the organism in Eukaryota, Viridiplantae, Streptophyta, Magnoliopsida, Zingiberales, Zingiberaceae. The coding region runs from base 1 to 1458 and encodes 485 amino acids. The record is from RefSeq and is a predicted model, not a curated record.